Molecule: messenger RNA, 2883 nt
Organism: Pelmatolapia mariae (spotted tilapia)
Lineage: Eukaryota; Metazoa; Chordata; Actinopteri; Cichliformes; Cichlidae
Product: transcription elongation factor A N-terminal and central domain-containing protein
Exons: 2
Coding region: 108-1073 (321 amino acids)
Biological process (GO): DNA-templated transcription
Cellular component (GO): nucleus
Source: RefSeq, a predicted model, not a curated record
AUUUUUCUCCCGUGAAGACACGUUCAACAUGGCUGCUCCCAUGUAGACGUUUGCUAGGUUCACUGUUAGCAGGAAGAAACUGCAAACCAUGAAGGAACUCAGCCACGAUGGAUCCAAAGGAGAUGCUCCGCUGUGCUCUUCAGAUAGAGAAAUUCAGUGCAGACAGAAGCUAUGGGAACAUCAUGACCCUCCUUGGUGACCUCCAGAAGUCUCACGUUACAGCAGAACAGCUGGAAACAACGGACAUCGUCAAAGUGCUCUACAGGCUCCUGAAAACCUGCACUGAUGACAGCGUGAAGAAGACAGUCAAGAGCUUGCUGUCCAAGUGGAAGAGACAGUACACGAAGGACAGGCAAGGGGUGAAGUGCACAGAGGAGAGUGAGGAUCCUGAGCUCCCUGCCGGUGUUUCUUUACCAAAAGAGGCCGUGGGUGGUGCGGUUUUUGCCCAAACAUGUGAUGGUGGAGAGGGGAAUGUUGCAGGAGAACAGUCAUCUAUGCAGGCUAAACCCAAAGCUCAUACUUCUGCUUCAUCUCCAGAUAACGUGAGAACCAAAUGCGUGCAGCUCCUCCUUGCUGCCCUCUGCCCCUCUGCCCCCGAUCAGCACAAGGCUGCUGAGUUGGCACGAGACAUCGAGCGGCACGUCCACGAACUUCAUAAACACAACCAGGUCAAAUAUAAAGCCUGUGUGAGGAGCAAGGUGGCCAACUUGAGGAAUCCCAAAAGCGGCCACCUGCAUCAGGGCCUCCUGAGCGGCUCCCUGUCCCCCGAGGCCUUCGCCCGCAUGUCUGCGGAGGAUAUGGCCAGCGCAGAGCUGCGGCAGCUGAGGGAGGAAUACUCCUCCCAGGGCGUGAGUGAGAGGCAGCUUCCUCAAGGGAUAGAGGGGACGCGGACGGAGAAGAUUCGCUGCAAAAGAUGCGGGGGGUCAGACUGUAGGGUGACGCAGGUGUCCAGAGGGGUUCUGUUCUUGCCUGCGUGGGUGAGGCAGGGCGGCCCAGACGAGGAUGCAAUGACCUUUGUGACCUGCAGCGGGUGUGGCCAGCAGUGGUACCACAGCAGCUGGGUCUGCCUCUGAAUCCACAUGGAGAUACAUGACUAAGCAGCUAAGAGCAGGUUAACUGAUAAUAAAAAUAACAGAUUUUUAACCAUUCUGCACAACAGUCAUGCUGUGUAGAACUUUCAUUAAUGAUUUACUUUCUUAUUUUCGACAUCUAUGGAGUUAAAAAUGUUCAAAAAUCUGGAACAUGACCUUCUUAGAUUCCUAGCUCAGAUACUCAGUGUUGCUAGUUUUGAAAUAAUACAUUUUGAAGGCUUUUCUUUACACAUUUACAUAAUACAUUGACUUAAACUGCCAUUGUUGCAGAUGAAUCGCCAGCCAUUUAGUUGAUUGGUUGUUUCAGCUGUUCUGCCCACUGUAAAAUUGCACUUGUUUGAGUUGGUUUUCCAAGUUUCACCCCUAGUACAUAAUUUGGUAUUAUAAAGGCUUUCCUGUGACCAGUUAAAUGGUUUGAGUGUUAUAAACUCAGCUCUGAAACAGGAGGAUUGGUCACAUGGGAUGCAGAGUGGAAACUUUCCUGCAGGAUGAAGUGCAUACUUGUGGUUUAAACCAGAUUUUUUCCCAUAGGAUUUGUGCUUUGUCUUUCAUGCAUUGACCACUAAAACCCACAGCUGAAAGCCUAAACUGUAUCUUUACUGGCUGAAAUGCCAAGUCAUUGCAGUCUCCGACUGAAACCAUGGGUUUUCAAGAAGUAGCUGUCGUCAUCUUCUUCCCGCUGAAUCAUUUCCUGUGUCUCCACUCUCUGUAAUAUCCCUUCAUUUUAUUUCUACUUACAGUAGCUCAUUUAACUGCUUUUACUGGCCGCUCUCUCUUACAUUACUGAUCUAAAGAUCCAUUAAUGCCUUUAAAACAUGCCUCUGCUCUACAAUAUCCCAUUCAUUUGUGGCAAACUGAAUCCAGCAGAUGAGACAUGUGACCCCCGAAGUACUCUGAGCAUGUGAGCCAGUAAUCUGCCCUCCCCAGCAGCCGCAUGGGCGGAUAUCUCAUGGUGCUCCAGCCAGCGUGGCACAAUGACUCACAUACACGUCACUGUGAUGUCACAUGAAGCAGUCUUUUUUUGUGUGUGAAGAUAUUACAGAGAAAAUCACUUAUUUUUAUCCUCAGCUGUUCUUCCUGCGUCAUUAUUUAUGUCACGUCCUGGCCCAUUGCAGCUUUUCUGAUCUUUGCAGCAGACUCAUUCCAGGAUGGCCGAAGGUAAAAUGGCCAAAUAUGAAAAAAAAACAACAACAUAUCUUUCCAGUAAGUGUUUGGUAUCUCAACACUGGUGCAUUUGUCUGUAUUCCAUCUCCUCUCAUGUGCUCCUUAUCUUUUUAGUAGAUAAGGAGCAUUUUAGUGACAUGGCCUGUCAGAUUGAUGCUCUGCAGCCACAUACAGCUGUGAUGAGAAGUUUACAUCCGCUCAUCAAGGGCAUGACUGUGAUGCUAGUUUUGGGCUUUUAAUGAUUUCUUUGAGCUGUUUUGUUUUAAGGUUGGAAUGAUUGUACGGAAUCCAUUUUUAAUUACUCUAAAGAACAGUCAUUUUAAUAUUUUAAUAGGUGGUGCUGUAGGUUCUACAAUGUCUUAACAAAGCUAAGGCCUAUUAACUCCUCAUUAGGGAUUAUGAUUGGGUACAGCAGGGAGUUUAUCUUUGCAGCAUAAAAAGGAUUUGUUUGACAGCACUCAUUGGACUGACUCAGAAUACUCAGAACAAGUAUGUGCGGUGUGCUGAACGGAUAAUUGGAGGUGAGCUUCCCUCCCUCCAAGACAUCUACAGGAAGCGGUGCCUGAGGAAAGCGGGGAGGAUCAUCAAGGACUCCAGUCACCCCAGCCAUAAACUGUUCAGACUACUA